This is a messenger RNA of Dioscorea cayenensis subsp. rotundata (Guinea yam), 429 nucleotides long. RefSeq lists its product as uncharacterized. Lineage: Eukaryota; Viridiplantae; Streptophyta; Magnoliopsida; Dioscoreales; Dioscoreaceae. The transcript has a single exon. Bases 1 to 429 code for a protein of 142 amino acids. The record is from RefSeq and is a predicted model, not a curated record.
AUGGAAUUAGAGCAUAAAGUAUAUUGGGCAAUCAAGGUGAUGAAUUUUGACUUGAGCAAAUCAGGAGAACAAAGAAUGUUACAUCUCAACGAGCUAGAUGAAUGGAGAAUGAAAGCAUUUGAGAAUGCAAAGAUCUAUAAGGAAAGAAUUCGGAAGUGGCAUGACAAGUAUAUUAAGAAUCUGAAAGAGUUCAAAGUGGGCAAUCAGGUGUUACUAUUCAACUCUCGUUUACGGUUAUUUCCCGGGAAGCUCAUGUCUAGAUGGUUUGACCCUUAUACAGUAACCGAAGUUUCAUCUCAUGGAGCUGUUGAGAUUACCCAUCGGGAGAAGGGUACAUUCAAGGUGAAUGGACACAGACUGAAACCAUACUAUGGAGGGGAGGUUGGUAAUGACGUCAAGGAAGUAGUUUUCCUUCAUAAGCCCCCGUGA